AUGACCGAAAUUGAAAAUAAAAUGAUAAAUAUGGAUCUAUACGAAGUUUUUAAAGUCCCAAAAUUUAUUCUCAAUAUUUACGGUUUAUGGCCUAAAAAUAAAACAAAUUGGGCAAAAAUCCGAAGCAUCAUUUCAAUUUUAAAUUCUUCAAUAUUUUGUAUCAUUAUGGCUGCUGAAUGUAUUUUUGCUCAUCAUGAUUUUAAAAGUUUGAUGGAAGUUUUAACGAUUUUCACGGCUCCAUUUUCAUACAUUCUCAAACAAUUGGUAUUUUCUGGCCUCGAAAAGGAUUUUUUAAAUCUUUACAAUUUUUUGAAUGAACCAAAAUUUAAAAAUAUACCAAAAAAAUCCAUAAACGAAGUUACCAGACCUAUUAGAAUAGCUAAGACCAUUGGCAUUGGUUACCAAAUAAACUGCGCUUUAACUGUAUCCCUAUAUAGCGUUAUGCCAAUAAUUACGAGUAAACCAUUACCAGUAAGAUUCACAAUAAUCGAUUUGGGAAAUCUGCAAGCAGUUAUGUAUUUAUUCCAAACAUUCGGCCUGUAUAACUCGGCUUCCAAUAACUCUUCAAUUGAUUUUAUAGCUUUAGGCUUAAUGUGUAUUGUAAAAGGACAAGUUAGUGUGCUAAAUAAAAAAAUUCGAACAAUGGGAAUGCUCAUUGGGAACAACAGUGACGAUUUACAUCUGAUUUCUGAUAUGAAAGAUAUUGUGGUUCACCAUAAUAAAAUUAUAAUGUAA
Messenger RNA from Ceutorhynchus assimilis (cabbage seed weevil), 735 nucleotides. The record is from the annotation of a GenBank genome assembly. Lineage: Eukaryota; Metazoa; Arthropoda; Insecta; Coleoptera; Curculionidae.